AUGAAAAAUCUUAAAUCAAUGCUUCAGUUCAGCCAUUGGAGGCCUCAAAAGAGGGCCAGUUCAACAAAGCAUUGCUAUCAAAAGGUCCUUGAGGUGUGGUGCAAUGCUGAUGUUGUAUGCUUUGACAUGGAUAGUACAGUAUGCCUAGAUGAGGGCAUUGAUGAACUUGUUGAGUUUUGCGGUGCUGGAAAGGCUGUUGCAGAAUGGACUGCUAGGGCAAUGAGUGGAUCUAUUCCUUUUGAGGAUGCCUUGGCUGCAAGAUUGUCUCUGUUUAAUCCUUCAAUAGCACAAGUCCAAGAUUUCCUUGAAAAGAGACCUCCAAGUAUGUAUUUUCCCGUUGACCACAUUUUUGCCAAUCAACUUCUUUUCGGAAGUGCUGGAGAGUUUUUGGGGUUUGAUACAGAUGAGCCAACGUCUAGGAGUGGAGGAAAAGCUAUUGCUGUUCAGCAGAUAAGGAAGGCUAAUGGAUAUAAAUCGCUGGUCAUGAUUGGAGAUGGUGCAACUGAUCUUGUGGCUCGCAAACCAGGAGGUGCCGACUUAUUUAUAUGCUAUGCUGGGGUUCAGCUUCGAGAAGCUGUUGCAGCUAAAGCUGAUUGGCUGGUGUUCAAUUUUAAGGACUUGAUUGAUAGCCUGGAGUAGCAUGCACCCAUUUUUCUUGAUUGAUACCUUUUUUCUGUUUCCUUUUGGGUGGUGGUUCUCUUUCUUUCCCUUUACUAUUAUUGAUUUUUUGGGGGUACUAGAGUUCUAUGGGUUAUAACUACCAUGCUUCCAAAAAUCUUCUGCAUCAGUAUAUGUAUUCUUUGACUAACAUUUUAUGUAUGUAAUUUGUGAAAAUGACAGUCCUCAGGCACUUGCCCUCAAUAAGCAACUUGAAAGCCUUGUUGAUGUCAUCAAGUUUGACCUCAUGAGUGACAAACAAAUCCAGCUGAAGUUCACGGAUGUGUGUUCAAAGAUUUAAGCAAAA
Coffea eugenioides is the source of this 964-nucleotide messenger RNA. RefSeq names its product phosphoserine phosphatase, chloroplastic-like. Gene Ontology annotation, biological process: L-serine biosynthetic process; dephosphorylation. Lineage: Eukaryota; Viridiplantae; Streptophyta; Magnoliopsida; Gentianales; Rubiaceae. The record is from RefSeq and is a predicted model, not a curated record. Gene Ontology annotation, cellular component: cytoplasm. Bases 1 to 639 code for a protein of 212 amino acids. The transcript has 7 exons. Gene Ontology annotation, molecular function: magnesium ion binding.